CGUUAAUCAAGACAGCCACUUUACCGGAAGAGCAACUGGUGCGAGUUUAAAGCUAAUGGACGAGGAAGCGAUAUUUGUUUAGGUUUUAGUCUCGAAAUCACGCACAGACACUGUGUUUUUGUUACGUAGAGUGACUCCUUGUUGAACCCUCACGAUGCCUUUGUUCGCCCAGAACCCUUUCGACCAAGAUGUCGAGAAGUCGACCAAUGAAACCAACACGGCAGACGACUGGGGGCUCAUUAUGGACAUCUGCGACAAGAUUGGAUCGACACCCAACGGACCUAAGGACAGCCUGAGGUGCAUCAUGAAGCGAGUGAACCACAAAGUGCCCCACGUCGCCAUGCAGGCCCUCAAUCUGCUCGGCGCUUGUGUGUCGAACUGCGGCAAAAUCUUCCACUUGGAAAUCUGCUCCCGGGAGUUCGCCAGUGAAGUACGGAGCGUUGUGAACAGAGCCCACCCCAAGGUGUGUGAGAAGCUCAAGGCUCUGAUGGUGGAGUGGGCAGAGAGCUUCCAGAAGGACCCUCAGCUCAGCCUCAUCGGCGCCACCAUCAAGUCUCUGAGGGAGGAGGGCGUGAGCUUCCCCACGGCGUCCUCACAGGGAUCCACCACAAAGGUCGUGGGCACACCUGCUGUGGGCAAAGAAGCGGAUGAUGACAACCUGGCCAAAGCCAUCGAGCUGUCCUUGCAGGAGCAGAAGCAGCAGGUGGAGACACGCCCCCUGGCCACGACCUCUGACCCCCCGCUCUACACCAACGGCAGCGGGGGGCAGGAGGCCCGGAAGGUGAGGGCGCUGUACGACUUCGAGGCGGCCGAAGACAACGAGCUGACCUUCAAAGCUGGAGAACUCAUUCUGGUUCUGGACGACAGCGACCCAAACUGGUGGAAAGGAGAGAACCACCGAGGAGUCGGGCUUUUCCCUUCCAACUUCGUCACCACCAACCUGAACGCUGAGCCGGAGCCGGAGGCGUUGGUGGAAAAGGCUUCGGGUCCAGAAGAGGCCACCCAGGAGGCCCGAGCUGAGCCCGAGCCCGUCUGCAUCGACGAGGAGAAGAUGGACCGGACUCUGGCCCUGCUGCAGGACGCAGACCCCGCAGACCCGGCUCCGGACCCUCAGGAGCUGAUCCAGCUGGAAGGUGCAUGUGAGCAGAUGAACCCCAUGAUCGACGAGCGGCUGCAGGAGAUUGACAGGAAGCACUCUGAGCUGUCGGAGCUGAACCUGAAGGUUCUGGAGGCGCUGGAGCUCUACAACAAGCUGGUGAACGAGGCUCCGUUCUACUCCGCCUACUCCAAGAUGCAGGCGCAGUACGGUGCAGCCGGCUCCGCCAUGCAGGGCUACCUGGGCCCCCCCGGCCCCCCCUACCUACCUCCGGCCCCCCCUGCUCAGCCCUACUCUCUGCCCAGCGACCAGCCGGCACCGCUGCACUCGCUGCCCCCCAACGGCCACGCCCAGCCGUACAUGAGCUCCGCGAUGAACCCUCAGUACAUGAACCCGGCCGCCGGAGCUCCGUACCAGCACCCGGUGGGCGUGGACAUGUCCGCCUAUCACAGCGCCGCCGUGCCGCCGGGGGCCUACCCGGUGACCGCCCCCCCACACCAGGCUCCUCCCCCUCAGCAGCAGCAGGCGUACUACCAGCAGCCUCUGCUGUAAAAGUGUGUGUGUGUGUGUGUGUGUGUGUGUGUGCGUGCGUCCUCAGCGUGAAGCCAAAAAACAAAACCCUCGUCUGGAGUCUCCUCUUGUCCGUCACUUUUUUCCCAGCUGUCUUUGAACGCAGCGCCGGUCUUCACUGAGGAGGAAGAUGAUGAAGAGGAGGAGUUGGGUUUUCCAGCCUCCAAUACAGGACCAUGUCUGAUUUUUGCAAUUCAUACAACCAAUUUGAGAGUUGAACCCUCGUCCACACGGAAGGAGAUGAGGAGAAGCUUCUGGUCUUCACCGCCCUCCUGUAGUUUGGUCUCAACUCAAACCCCAUUUGACUCAUUUCCUUCACUCGGUUCCUUCACUCUUCACUCGGUUCCUUCACUCUUCACUCGGUUCCUUCACUCUUCACUCGGUUCCUUCACCCUUCACUCGGUUCCUUCACUCUUCACUCGGUUCCUCCACUCUUCACUCGGUUCCUUCACUCUUCACUCGGUUCCUUCACUCUUCACUCGGUUCCUCCACUCUUCACUCGGUUCCUCCACUCUUCACUCGGUUCCUUCACUCUUCACUCGGUUCCUUCACCCUUCACUCGGUUCCUUCACUCUUCACUCGGUUCCUCCACUCUUCACUCGGUUCCUUCACUCUUCACUCGGUUCCUUCACUCUUCACUCGGUUCCUCCACUCUUCACUCGGUUCCUUCACUCUUCACUCGGUUCCUUCACUCUUCACUCGGUUCCUCCACUCUUCACUCGGUUCCUCCACUCUUCACUCGGUUCCUUCACCCUUCACUCGGUUCCUUCACUCUUCACUCGGUUCCUUCACUCUUCACUCGGUUCCUUCACCCUUCACUCGGUUCCUUCACUCUUCACUCGGUUCCUUCACUCUUCACUCGGUUCCUUCACCCUUCACUCGGUUCCUUCACUCUUCACUCGGUUCCUCCACUCUUCACUCGGUUCCUUCACUCUUCACUCGGUUCCUUCACUCUUCACUCGGUUCCUCCACUCUUCACUCGGUUCCUCCGUCACUCGACCUGAAACGUGGUUCAUUUGAAAACCAUCUGAAUUGAUGUGAAGUUCUUGUUUUUAAGCCUGAAGGUGAAUCCAUCCUUCAUUCUUCUUCUGUGAUUUAAAUCUGAGGGACACGGUAGAGAAGCUCCUUCAGGACAAGUGAGCCGGUCUGUGGUUGUUGUUGUUGUUGUUGUUGUUGUUCCUCACCAGCAUCCAUCACUUUAGCUCAUCUCCUUUUAGAAGAGAAGUCUAACUCUGAGAGAUGAACUGCUCUGAGUGAACGCUCCUGAGCUUCACGACGCGUUCAUAUUAAGGUUCUCGUGUGCGUUGGAGGCGCUCCGAUAACCGGUUCUCCGAUAACGAGUUCUCCGAUAACGAGUUCUCCGAUAACCGGUUCUCCGAUAACGAGUUCUCCGAUAACCGGUUCUCCGAUAACCGGUUCUCCGAUAACGAGUUCUCCGAUAACCGGUUCUCCGAUAACGAGUUCUCCGAUAACCGGUUCUCCGAUAACGAGUUCUCCGAUAACCGGUUCUCCGAUAACGAGUUCUCCGAUAACCAGUUCUCCGAUAACAACGAGUUCUCCGAUAACCGGUUCUCCGAUAACGAGUUCUCCGUUAACCGGUUCUCCGUUAACCGGUUCUCCGAUAACGGGUUCUCCGAUAACCAGUUCUCCGAUAACGAGUUCUCCGAUAACCAGUUCUCCGAUAACAACGAGUUCUCCGAUAACCGGUUCUCCGAUAACGAGUUCUCCAUCGUGAACCGAAGGCGUUCUUUGUUUAUUAAUCUGGUGAAGUUGCUUCAUCUAUUCAUAAUUAUGACGUCUUCACCUUCCUGCCUGUGAGGAGCUUCAUGCACGAUACUGAAUGUUCACGUUGUUAAACAUGUCAAUGACAUCGCCUGUACUCUGUAUGUGUGUGUAUAUAUAUGUGUAUAUAUGUAUGUAUAUGUAUAUAUAUAUA
Molecule: messenger RNA, 3602 nt
Organism: Cyclopterus lumpus (lumpfish)
Lineage: Eukaryota; Metazoa; Chordata; Actinopteri; Perciformes; Cyclopteridae
Gene: stam2
Product: signal transducing adaptor molecule (SH3 domain and ITAM motif) 2
Exons: 14
Coding region: 155-1648 (497 amino acids)
Biological process (GO): signal transduction
Cellular component (GO): endocytic vesicle
Molecular function (GO): phosphatidylinositol binding; ubiquitin binding
Source: RefSeq, a predicted model, not a curated record